Messenger RNA from Trachymyrmex cornetzi, 324 nucleotides. RefSeq names its product chymotrypsin-2-like. The transcript has 4 exons. Lineage: Eukaryota; Metazoa; Arthropoda; Insecta; Hymenoptera; Formicidae. Gene Ontology annotation, biological process: proteolysis. The annotation marks the transcript as partial. Gene Ontology annotation, molecular function: serine-type endopeptidase activity. The record is from RefSeq and is a predicted model, not a curated record.
AUUGUAGGAGGAAGACGUGCCUAUCCAGGUGAAAUCCCAUAUCAGGUUUCUCUGCAAAUUGGAAAUAACUUUCAUUUAUGCGGUGGAGUUAUAAUUGACAAGUAUUACGUGCUAACCGCUGCUCACUGUGUAUUUGAUGCAUACCCUUCGGAGUUUUUGGUCAUUGCGGGAACAACAGAUCUACGAAAACCGCAUUCAAGGCAUCUGGUUCAGUCUAUUUUCGUACACGAAGGGUUCGGUACAUCUUUCACCGAUGAUAUCGCUUUACUUAGGCUUCAAAAGCCAUUAAAAUUUUCUUCUCGGAUAUGUCCUGUCGAUUUACCG